AAAACACCUGGAAUUCACACCUUAAAUCCACUCCUCCCGGCCUCCCAUUGGCGGAGCGGCCACAUAUAUCCGUGCGCGUCGACCGGGAGGAUGGAUGCGGCCUUCGGCACAGUCAAACCACCAACACCACAGCCAUGCGUUUCAGCCACGACCCUGCUCCGUUCCAGCUUUGCGCGAACCACGGCGCCGUGUACGAGGUCGAGGAGCUGGGCUCCGCUGACGGGGAGCAUGCGGCCGAGGAGCUGUCGCCGAGUUCGGGGCCCUCCAGCCCGCUGUCCGAGAACUCGGACUCCAGCUGCGCCAGCCCCAAGGGAAAGACUGCGACGACUCAGCCGAGGGUCAGGAGGCCCCUGAACGCCUUCAUCAUCUGGACCAAAGAGGAGCGCAGACGGCUGGCGCAGCUCAACCCUGACCUAGAGAACACGGAUCUGAGCAAAAUACUCGGAAAAACCUGGAAGGCCAUGUCCUUGGCUGACAAGCGUCCAUACAUGCAGGAGGCUGAGCGUCUGCGGGUCCAGCACACCAUCGACUAUCCCAACUACAAGUACAGGCCGCGCCGGAGGAAGCAGCUGAAGAAGAGCUCCAAGAACGUCUCCGCAGAAGCUCCCCUGCCGUCGCUCUGCAGCUCGGCCUUCAACGUGCCCUACAACCUCACCUACCUCCUCCAGAACCAGCAGCAGACCUUCCCACACCCUACGAACAACGUCACCCCUUUACACAGCGGCUACACCAGCACCCCCGUCUUUCCACACGCGGUGGAUGACUUCUCAGACAGUCCCGUCAUGUACUCAAACCUUUCUCCGUACUCCUCUGCAGAGCCCCAGGUGUAUUUUGGCGCUCCCAUGCAGUACGGUUUCUCCAGCACCGCAGCACCCCUCGUGGAGCAGGGGGACUCCAGACUAUACGGGGGCCUGCAGUACCCCGCCGGGCCCUCGCUGGAGUUUUAUUUAGAACGGGUUCAGCUGGACAUGCUGUACGACCUGGACCGCAGCGAGUUCGAACAGUAUCUGGGUCCGAAGACUCACAGGCCCGAGUCAGUGGAUCCCAGCUGCUACCAGCAGCAGAGCGGUCACAGAGAGGGACGCUCAGUGUCAUGAGACUGCUCCAAAAUUGUGUAUUUAUUUAAAUUAUUUCAGCGUUGGCUGCUGGAAAUGUAUAUUGUGCAUUUGUUUUUUUG
This is a messenger RNA of Mugil cephalus (flathead mullet), 1177 nucleotides long. It is a transcript of the gene sox32, whose product is annotated as SRY-box transcription factor 32. Gene Ontology annotation, molecular function: DNA-binding transcription factor activity, RNA polymerase II-specific; RNA polymerase II cis-regulatory region sequence-specific DNA binding. The record is from RefSeq and is a predicted model, not a curated record. Gene Ontology annotation, biological process: cell differentiation; regulation of DNA-templated transcription; anatomical structure morphogenesis. The transcript has 2 exons. The coding region runs from base 135 to 1097 and encodes 320 amino acids. NCBI's taxonomy places the organism in Eukaryota, Metazoa, Chordata, Actinopteri, Mugiliformes, Mugilidae.